AUGCCGUCCAAGCUAAGGAAGGCAAUUGAAGCAGUUAAAGAUCAAACCAGCAUCAGCAUUGCCAAGGUCUCCAACAAUCAUUACACCAGCCUAGAGGUUGCAGUCCUGAAAGCCACAACCCACGACGACGUUCCUGUCAACGAACGAUACGUAAAAGAGGUCCUGCACCUCAUUUCUGCAGACCAGAUAUACGCAGCAGCAUGCGCUAGAGCCAUUGGCAAAAGAAUCAGCCGGACGCGUAACUGGAUUGUGGCAUUAAAAUCGUUGAUGCUGGUUUUCAGAAUAUUUCAAGAUGGUGAUCCAUACUUUCCUAGAGAAGUCCUCCAUUCCAUGAAAAAAGGCGCCAGAAUCCUCAAUCUCUCGGCUUUCCAUGAUGAUUCCAAUUCCAGCCCCUGGGAAUACACAGCAUUUGUCAGAACGUUUGCUUCGUAUCUCGAAGAGCGGUUAGAUUGUUUUCUCACAGGGAAGCUUCAACGCAGAUAUACCAGUAUUGAUAGAAGUAGAGAAGAAGAAGAUGGCGAGAAAAGUACCAAUGAUUCGAUAGGUAACAUGAAACCAUCUGUGCUGCUUGAUAGAAUUGAGUUUUGGCAGCGUUUGCUCCAACGAACCAUCGCCACAAGGCCAACGGGGGCAGCCACAACGAAUCGACUGGUUCAAAUAUCUUUAUACGCAGUGGUGCAGGAGAGUUUUCAUCUAUACAAGGACAUUUUAGAAGGUCUCACUUAUCUUGUUCAGUGCUUUUUCCAUCUGCGAUAUGAAGACUGUGUUCAGGCCUUCAAAACUUGUUUGAAGGUCACAGGCCAAUUUGCAGAGCUUCGUCAAUUUUAUACUCUAUGUAAACGUAUCAGUGUAGGGAGAGAUUCUGAAUAUCCCAGUGUAGAAACACUAUCUGAGGAGAAAAUAGAAACAUUGAGGGAAUUUUUGAAAGAUCAGUCUUCAUUUCCAACUGUUUCAAGAUCUCCAAAUAGCCUGCCAAAUUCUAAUCAAACACCGCAAGAAAGUUAUGAGAGGGAUCUUGAAUCUACAAAACCUCCUAGACGUAAAAGUUCCCACAGAGCUUCUAAGUUGGGUCCAAAACAGACGUCAUUGGAGAAUCUACUUGAUGCCACAAAAGACGGAACAAGUCAAGGUAUAUCUAUAGACUUGGAAGCUUAUCCUGAUAAUUUUAAACAGCAGAGUGAUAGAAAUGACACUUUCCAAAUGAGUGAAUCAGACUCAACUCAUUCGUUACCGAUUACUAAUACAAUGUCUGAUCUAAUAAGCUUAGAAGAUUGGUCUGGACAAGAACAAGAAACAGUAACAAAGAAAAAUAUAGAAGAGCAGCGACAGCAGACUAACGCACCUACUUCCUGGGAGCUUGUGCUUGCAGAAGCCAUACAACUACCAGCAACACAAUCUGAGCCCGACAUCAGGGCGACAUUCAAUGCUUUCCCGGAACAAGAACAUGAAGAGCAACAUACUAAGGCGGGUGAAGGCUGGGAACUUGUAUUAGCAGAGACUGCAACUCAACCUAUGCAACCCUCAUUAGAUCCAAACCUUUUGUACGACAAACAUGUUCAUAGUGUAUCAAACACCCUUCAUGCCUUUCCAGGGCAAGAACAAAAUGGAAAAGAGGCAAGUUCAAGACAAAGCUGGGAAGUAGUGCUAUUUGAGACUGCAAAACAGCCACCACAACCAACACCAUUUUCACUAGAAAACUCCUGCUUUCAGACAACAGUGUUGCCACCAUUUUCACUAGAUAAUUUCAACAGUCAACCAGCACAGCUGCCACAACACUACAACCCAUUUUUAGAAGAUCCAAAUGAAUCGCGCGGAGUGCCAAUAGUCACGGGCAGCACCACUGCUGGCUUUGAGACGUCAUUUUCAGCAAAAAACUUCUCAUCAGCACCCACCUUUCAAGGAACUCCAACCUAUUCUACUCACAAUUUAGAUAUGGGGGUGGGGGCUUUAUCAGCACCUGCCUUUCAAGCAACUCAAAAAAUAACAGGAAAUGGGAUGGAGGCUGUAUCAGUACCUGCAUUUCAAGCAACUCCAACCUUUUCUGCUCACCAUCGAGAUGAUGGGACGGUGGCUUCAUCAGCUACAUUUCAAGCAACUCCAACCUUUUCUGCUCACAAUCCAGGUGAUACUUUAUCAUUACCGACCAUUCAAGCAACACCAACCUUUUCUGCUCACAAUCUAGACAACGGAGCGGGGGAUUUAUCCGCUCGUACAUUUCAAGCAACUCCAACAUUUUCUGCUCACUGUCCAGAUGACGUGACAACGGCUUAUGGGAAUGACCUGUUUGCAGAAUUUACCAAUCCAGGCAAUAGAUCAGGAGUUGUCAGUAAUAACUCGACUAUGUCAUUGGCUAGUGCACAGAUGUUUGAAGGUUCUAGGAACCAACAAAACUUGAUGCAUGAACAACAAAUAUGGUUGCAUGAGCCAAAAAAAUUCAUAGCAAAAAACAUAGCAUAG
Daucus carota subsp. sativus is the source of this 2457-nucleotide messenger RNA. RefSeq names its product clathrin coat assembly protein AP180. Gene Ontology annotation, biological process: clathrin coat assembly; clathrin-dependent endocytosis; vesicle budding from membrane. Gene Ontology annotation, cellular component: clathrin-coated vesicle; clathrin-coated pit. The transcript has a single exon. The record is from RefSeq and is a predicted model, not a curated record. The coding region runs from base 1 to 2457 and encodes 818 amino acids. Lineage: Eukaryota; Viridiplantae; Streptophyta; Magnoliopsida; Apiales; Apiaceae. Gene Ontology annotation, molecular function: 1-phosphatidylinositol binding; SNARE binding; phosphatidylinositol-4,5-bisphosphate binding.